AUUCAUUAUUCCUCAGAUCGUCAAGUACAGUCCUGAUUGCAUCAUAAUUGUGGUUUCCAAUCCCAGUGGACAUUCUUACAUAUGUUACCGGAAACUAAGUGGAUUACCCAAACACCGUGUGAUUGGAAGUGGAUGUAAUCUGGAUUCUGCGAGAUUUCGCUACCUUAUGGCUGAAAAACUUGGCAUUCAUCCCAGCAACUGUCAUGGAUGGAUUUUGGGGGAACAUGGUGACUCAAGUGUGGCUGUGUGGAGUGGUGUGAAUGUGGCAGGUGUUUCUCUUCAGGAAUUGAAUCCAGAAAUGGGAACUGACAAUGAUAGUGAAAAUUGGAAGGAAGUGCAUAAGAUGGUGGUUGAAAGUGCCUAUGAAGUCAUCAAGCUAAAAGGAUAUACCAACUGGGCUAUUGGAUUAAGUGUGGCUGAUCUUAUUGAAUCCAUGUUGAAAAAUCUAUCCAGGAUUCAUCGUGUGUCAACAAUGGUAAAGGGGAUGUAUGGCAUCGAGAAUGAAGUCUUCCUGAGCCUUCCGUGUAUCCUCAAUGCCCGGGGAUUAACCAGCGUUAUCAACCAGAAGCUCAAAGAUGAUGAGGUUGCUCAGCUCAAGAAAAGUGCAGAUACCCUGUGGGACAUGCAGAGGACCUAAAAGACCUGUGACUGCUGAGCCCUAGGCUGUAGAAGUUUAAAAACUACAAUGUGAUUAACUCUGAGCCUUUAGUUUUCAUCCAUGUACAUGAAUCUCAGUUUGCUCUGAUCUUUAAUAUGUGAAUUUGAGCUCACAGAAUCAAAGCCUAUGUUUGGUUUAAUGCUUGCAAUGAGUUCUAGAACAAAUAAAAUUAACUAUUGCA
Messenger RNA from Callithrix jacchus (white-tufted-ear marmoset), 839 nucleotides. Its product is annotated as L-lactate dehydrogenase B chain. Gene Ontology annotation, molecular function: L-lactate dehydrogenase (NAD+) activity. Gene Ontology annotation, biological process: lactate metabolic process; pyruvate metabolic process. Lineage: Eukaryota; Metazoa; Chordata; Mammalia; Primates; Cebidae. The record is from RefSeq and is a predicted model, not a curated record.